Messenger RNA from Fukomys damarensis (Damara mole-rat), 1382 nucleotides. RefSeq names its product CUE domain containing 2 (gene Cuedc2). Gene Ontology annotation, molecular function: ubiquitin binding. The record is from RefSeq and is a predicted model, not a curated record. The transcript has 10 exons. Lineage: Eukaryota; Metazoa; Chordata; Mammalia; Rodentia; Bathyergidae. The coding region runs from base 345 to 1184 and encodes 279 amino acids.
UCUCAAAAAUGGCCACUGCGGCAUCUCUGGAAGGGAGCCGCUCUGGGCCCUGCCUUUUGAUCUCGUUGGCGGGCUGGGAGGGGGAUGAGCGCUUUACCGCGCGAGACUAAUCGCCGGCAGCUUCCAACGGAGCAGGACCCGGGAGCCCGGAGAAGCAGUGAAGACCUCGGCGCUGCCCCCUCACCCCGCUCCCGGGAGCCUUCCGCACCGGGCCCACGGCCUGCGCUCAGUCCCCGUCACCUCCCCACCCAGGGGAGCAGCCGCCCAGAGGGACUCGGCGCGCUCGGCUGCCUUCGGGCAGUGAGGAUAGGGUAGGCUGCAGAGAAAGGAGGAGUGAGGAGGGCAUGGAGCUGGAGCGGAUCGUCAGUGCGGCCCUGCUUGCCUUUGUGCAGACACAGCUUCCAGAGGCCGACAGCAGUGGCUUGGAUGAUGUCAUCUUCUCCUACGUGCUGGGGGUGCUGGAGGACCUGGGCCCCUCUGGCCCAUCAGAGGAGAACUUCGAUAUGGAGGCCUUCACUGAGAUGAUGGAGGCCUAUGUGCCUGGCUUCGCCCGCAUCCCCAGAGGCACAAUAGGGGACAUGAUGCAGAAGCUGUCAGGGCAGCUGAGUGAUGCCAGGAACAAAGAAAACUUGCAGCCACAGAGCUCUUGUGUCCAAGAUCAGGUACCCAUCUCCCCGAACCCCCUGCAGCGGCCUGAAAAUCUCACAGAAGAGACCAGGGAUACGCAGGAUGAGGCGGCUGGCACUGAGGAGGAGUUGAUGCCAGGGGUGGAUGUGCUCCUGGAGGUGUUCCCUACCUGUUCGGUAGAGCAGGCCCAGUGGGUGCUGGCCAAAGCUCGGGGGGACUUGGAAGAAGCUGUGCAGAUGCUGGUGGAGGAGAAGGAGGGGCCUCCAGCCUGGGACGGCCCCACUCAGGACCUGCCCAGGCGCCUCAGAGGUCCCCAGAAGGAUGAGCUGAAGUCCUUCAUCCUGCAAAAGUACAUGAUGGUGGACAGUGCAGAAGACCAGAAGAUCCACCGGCCCAUGGCCCCCAAGGAGGCCCCCAAGAAGCUUAUCCGCUACAUCGACAACCAGGUAGUGAGCACCAAAGGGGAACGAUUUAAAGAUAUGCGGAACCCUGAGGCCGAGGAGAUGAAGGCCACAUACAUCAACCUCAAGCCGGCAAGAAAGUACCGCUUCCACUGAGGCAUUCACUGGACUCUGCCUGAGCCAGCUAGGCUCAGACCCCAGGGGAAAGUGGGAGACCUACUCGUGCCCAGGCCACCCUCAGCCGCCUCCGUUCUCCCCCAUCCCCAUCUGUUACUCUACUUCCUCGCUCCAUAGUAUGGACCUAGUCCUGGAGCUGUUCUGCAGGCACAGUAAUAAAGGUGGACAAGGAAAGUG